Bactrocera oleae (olive fruit fly) is the source of this 2897-nucleotide messenger RNA. RefSeq names its product Adenosine kinase 3. Lineage: Eukaryota; Metazoa; Arthropoda; Insecta; Diptera; Tephritidae. Gene Ontology annotation, biological process: purine ribonucleoside salvage; purine nucleobase metabolic process. The record is from RefSeq and is a predicted model, not a curated record. Gene Ontology annotation, cellular component: nucleus; cytosol. Gene Ontology annotation, molecular function: adenosine kinase activity.
AAUAUUACCACUUAUAUGUUUUAUUCAAUGGAAAGCAGGCAAUGAAAUAAUUUUGUGCUAAUAGUAUUCCCCCUAAGCCCAACCAUUUGAGUUAGCAGCAUUGUUUUCAGACAAGACUGGCAACAAAAAUAAAAACAAUAUAAGCAUACAUAGAAAGUAUUCGCAUAUCGUAUUAUUAUAAAAAAAGAAGUUGUGUGUAAUUCCAUUGAGAGCACUAGUUUCCCACUUCAAUAAAUUAUGGCUAGAGCAAGUUAUGGAGUAGCUCACAAAAAACCCGAAAUGGUACAAAAGCAGACGAGAAUAAUACGUCGCACAAAGCGCUAGCUUCCCUUAAUGUGGUAGUCAAAGCUUUGCGGCGGCGCGCACAAACCGAGUCAACCUUCAAACUAGUGGUACCUACAGAUUCAGUCGAAAGCCUACCGUUGACGCGUUUAUUGGUGCAUUGGGAAGUAGUGAAUAACCUUCAUUUUUGGCAAAAGUCAAGUGAAGUUUCUUUUAUUGAUUUAACAGUGAAAUCGCAUUUUUAUCAUUUGCUAUUGUUAAUCAAAUGCUUUUCUUUAAUCGUACUAUGGAAUACCUGCAAGAUAUCUACGGAAAAGUUGUUGACUAUGUAUAUGGUGAAAGCAGUUACAAUAAUACGCCACGCAAAAUAGUCGCUUUUGGUAACGUGCUGCUGGACCAUACCGCGCAGCUUCCGAAAGGCGAAACAGAGCUAUUGGAACGAUUUCAAAUACCGGCAGAAUCGAAAGGCGAACUUGAUGCGGAGACUUUAGCAAAGUUAGCAGCUGAAGCAGCCGAACGUGUGCAAUUUGAAGUAAAUCCCGGUGGCUCUGCUUUGAAUACAGUGCGUAUACUCAAACAACUCGGUACCGAUGCACUUUUCUUUGGUGCUGUGGGUGAAGAUAAAGCAGCAGAGAAGUUAAAAGAUAUACUACAGGAACGUGAAAUUGAAACGAGACUCGCCACAGUGACUGACGUACCGACCGGCCAGUGCGUCUGCAUCGUCAACAAAGACACCAAAACAAAAGCGUUGUACGCCAAUAUUGGCGCAUCGGCCAAACUCUCCGUCGACCAUUUGCGAAAAGCUGAACAUGACGAGACACAGACCUUUCUCCGUCCCAUCGAACGUAAACAAAUACUCUAUAUCGAAGGUUUCUUUGUGCCGCAACGCCAAGAUGUCUGUGACUUCAUUGUACGGAGCUACAUUAGAGAACGUCGUCGCUUGGCAAUCAAUUUAAAUGCCGAAUAUAUUAUAAGAGAAAACUUCCGACAACUACGCGAACUGGCAAGUGCAGCAUUUUUCAUAUUUGGCAAUCGCAAGGAACAUAUGACAUUUGCGCAGCAGCUGGGUUACGAAACAAUUGAUGAUGCAGCCAAACAUUUGUUGGAGCAAAGCAGCACAGCCAAAGUGAUUGUGGUGACAAAUGGCCGUGAAUGUGUACAGUUGAUUACAAACUACGAGGAUGAGUAUGCAGCGCCAGGUGCAAUUACAUUUCAAAGUUUCCACGUGCCACGUGUCAACGAAGUUGUAGACUCCACAGGUGCUGGUGAUGCAUUUGUGGCGGCAUUUUUGCAUGCCUGGCUGGAGAAACGCUCGUUGAGCGAGUGUGUGCGUGUGGCAAGCGAUGUGGCGGCCAAAGUGGUGACGGUUGUGGGUUGCAAUCUACCAUGAAGCUAUAAAGCGGAAAUGCAACAACCAAGCAAUAUUCAACUGACGCACUCAAUCAGCGGCAAUAAGCGCUACAAAAGCUGUAGUUUGUUUAGAAAACAAAACCUUUUUAUUAUUUAAUAUUCUAUUUUUUGUAUUAGUUAUUAAGUAUGCAGUAGUUUCAUCGUCACGCUCUUAAUUAUUGGCUGCCUCAUAAACAUUUGAAUGCCUCAAGUGCAUUUGUACUUUCAUAUACAUACAUACAUACAUACAUGCAAACACAUAUACAAGCUAUCACAUGCUAAUCGGUCUCAAUUCACGCCACAUUUCUCAUAUGUUAGUUGAAAAUGCCUUGACAUUGACUCAUUUAAUGUCUCAGUCUCAUCUCGCACACAAAGCGGUAAUGCACAAUGCUGAUAAAUACACAGCGCCAUAAUUUCAUCACAAUAUCCACCAUAAAAAGUACUUAAGCUUAUGUACUCAAGUGUUGUUUUUUCGUUAAAUACCUCACACUUGUCCACAGAUUUAUGUGUGUCGUCAAGUUUAUAUAGAGUUCUAUAAUCAGAAGCUUACCUAUACUUAUGUAUGACCGCAUAAUAGGUCUCGAGCAGUGAGUGGGCCGUAAUUAGAAUGUGCAAAAAUUUUAUAAUUGUUUACGCUCAAAUCUCCAAAGCUUGCUACGCUUAUACAUUUUUUUUUUGGUGGAAGUGUUUAUUUAUAGAACAACUUUGAAAAUGACUAACGAUUUAAAACUAAACCAACGAAUAACCGCAUAUAACUUGAAGAAAAUCAGUUUUUUUUAAUAAAUUGAAUUUGUCGCCCCAUUUAAGCUAGUUGCAUUUAAGUUUACUUCAUUUUGAUUUUAGUAUUUAGCUCAGACCAAGUGACUUACAUACACACAAAUAUUUUAAGUGCCUUAUUUUAUAUUCAUAUAUUUUGUCACUAAUCAUUUCAUAUACAUUUAAUAAAAAGAUAAGUGUGCAAUACACCGUUCUUAAUUAAGUUUCGAUGUUGUUUUUUUAGUAUUAAUUUCACAUAUCAAAUAUUGUUGUUCUCAACUCAUAAAUGGAAAGUAAAUUUAAAAUAAGUUUAUCAUGAUGGUUGUAAGUGCCUUAAGAAGAGCGCAAAAAAAUUUAAAAAAUAUAAAAAAAUGCUCGGCGCAUUAUAUAAGUUUUUAUCUUAAAUAGUAUAUAGAGUACCACAACUUCCAAAAGCUUACAAAUAAAUUUAACAUAAAUUAUUUUAUUUA